CUCCUGCACCCACUGGAGAAGUUUCCCUCUGUCUGUUAGUGAGCCCUCCCUCAACUGGAGCCUCUACCGGAGACCACACUCCUCUUCUCUGAUUGUGGAGCCCAGGCUGUGGAUUGACUGAAUCGAAGCGAUGAAUGUGGGCAUCUGUGUGUGUGUACUGCUGGCUGCCCUCUCUAGCAGCGGCAUGGGUCGCCCGUCACACCCGCAGGACAAGGGAAAGGCUGCACUACCCCGGCUGGACGGCGCCGUGUCCCCUCAACACACCCGCCACGCCCGCUCAGCACCCCUCAGCAGCCAGCUCACCACGUUCUCCAAACCGACGGAGGACGAGGGAGAAACCCGCACCAGUCUGAGUGAGUUACUCGCCAGGUUGAUAUCCAGAAAAGGUUCAUUCCAGAAGAACUUGUCCUUGAACAGCAGAGCCAGUGGACCGGGUCCCAGCCACAGAAUAAAGGACAGGGAUUACCUUGGCUGGAUGGACUUCGGACGCCGCAGUGCAGAGGAGUAUGAGGAAUACUCCUCCUAGAUAUAAACACAUACACUGCUAGCUACUAUAUUAAUUUCUAUUAUCAUAAUGUCAUCACUGGAAAACAAAAAUUAUUGUCCCAAAAAGCUAUAUUUAUUACAAUGUAUUUGAUGUAAAUUUGUUUAACGGAUAUGAAGCAAUAUAUAAAUAUAUAUAUAUAUAUAUAUAUAUAUAUAUGUGUGUGUAUAUAUACACUCAAACUGUAUGUACGUAAACAGAUUUUUGAAGAAAAGAAAAUCAAGAGAAGGGUUGUUUUCUUUCUGUUUCAUGCUUUCUUAUGUGUACCGUACACAGAGAUCACUAAUCAGACAGAUUUUGUAGUAGAAUAAACCAGGAUUGCAUAUACACGCAUCCCUUUCAACAGUGUGUCCACAUACUCAGGCCUUGGGUUCAUCACAGUCCUAAGUGCCACGUGCGCUGGCGCUGCAUUUAGUUGCCCAUCGAUUGCUCCCUCUCUUUGUCAUUGACAAAUGCAUGUUAUUCAACGGUUCGUCCGGCUCAUAUUUGCUCUCCCAUUAUGUUGGACCGCACAUUGUUCCAAGGACUUCUCAUCACUGAGCAAUGUAGACGCAGCCCACAGCGAGAGGAAUUCAGUUGGUACAAGGGGGUAGAUGGCGAGAGAAAGUUUCUAUAAGAGCUUAAUGAAUUUUGGCCUGAAAGUUAUACCUCCCUGAGCAAAUUCUCUAAUAAUUGACCCACAGUACAGAAGCCCAUCACAUCACUCUCACUGAUGGGAUUAAAGAUCAAGAGCGUUACUGUUAAUGAGCUGUUCUCCAAAUCUCAUUUUUCAGACAUGGCCUUAGGCGGCGAUUGGUGGCAGCAAUAACAGAGGCAAUAUCACAUCCCAGUCGCUAAACGGAAAACAAAAACACGGAGGAGACAAAUAAAGCUUGUUUUUAUUUUUUUACAUCAGGCAACCACAUGCAGCUCAACAAAUAUUGGAGUACCACUUGGGCGCAUGGGAGAGACAAUAGCAUGGCUUGGAUUGCACUGGCGGGAGCAUAAUGCUAGCACAGGAAAAGGGCUAAUGCUAGCACAGGUGUCUGUCAAUGAGCUGAUUUAAUUGUGAGCAACAGGUGUUUGUUGUGGGGCUCGGCGCGGCAGGGGCUGGGGGUCCACAUUAGUCUCAGUGGUUUGUUGAAUUUAGUCAGUCGCUCAAAUGAUGAGUAGCUCGGUUGUCCUGCUCAGUCACUGACAUAAUUCUAACACAGCUGGUCUUCUAAAUCCAUAUACAACUAAACCCUGCAUAUAGGCUGCUUACAGCCAUACAAAUAGGUUUGUCUCACAAAGGGAUAGCAGUUUGAUGUUGGGUUGGUGUUGCUGAUCAGGGUAUGGAAUAGCUACAUAUAACUUAUAGGUUUUAAAUAUGUACUGUCAGUUUAAUCCAGAUGUAUUAGGCUUAGUGAUUAAAACACAUCCGUUCUAGUUGUAAUUUUUCAAUGUAUAUUGUAUUUGUAUUAGUAACUCUACAAUGAGAAUGAGAACUGUCACUGAAAUUUGACAUUGAGGCUCCUUGGAAAGAUAACCCACUCUCAUCAACGGAGUGUGGUCGACUGCCGCCUUAAGGGUCAUUUACCCAGGAAAAAGAUCUCGGCAUUGCUUAUAGCCACACCAGAACAGGCUUAAGACAGGGUAUAGGGGUCAUGAAACAUUGUGUGGGUAAAAAAGGGUGUUAGAGAG
This is a messenger RNA of Esox lucius (northern pike), 2206 nucleotides long. It is a transcript of the gene ccka, whose product is annotated as cholecystokinin a. Gene Ontology annotation, biological process: digestion. Gene Ontology annotation, cellular component: axon; extracellular region. NCBI's taxonomy places the organism in Eukaryota, Metazoa, Chordata, Actinopteri, Esociformes, Esocidae. The record is from RefSeq and is a predicted model, not a curated record. The transcript is spliced from 3 exons. Gene Ontology annotation, molecular function: neuropeptide hormone activity. The coding region runs from base 131 to 526 and encodes 131 amino acids.